Messenger RNA from Mesoplodon densirostris (Blainville's beaked whale), 669 nucleotides. RefSeq names its product V-set and transmembrane domain containing 1 (gene VSTM1). Lineage: Eukaryota; Metazoa; Chordata; Mammalia; Artiodactyla; Ziphiidae. Bases 1 to 669 code for a protein of 222 amino acids. The record is from RefSeq and is a predicted model, not a curated record. The transcript is spliced from 8 exons.
AUGAUCACAGAAUUCCUGUCCCUGCUUUACCUUGGGCUUUGUCUGGGCAAUGAAGAUGAGAAAAAUAAUGAGAAAUUUUCCAAAUCCCUCCUCCAUGCCUUGCCCAGCUCAGAGGUUGAACACAACAGCAAUGUGACCCUCAAGUGCCAGUCUGACGUCCAGAAUGUGACAUUCAUGCUGGGGAAGUUGCAGGACUCUGGGUACAAGCAAGAAUGCAACUCAACAGGACAGGACACUAAAUUCCUCGUCACUGACCUGAAGCCUAAAGAUGCUGGACAGUACUUUUGUACCUACAAGACAGUGGCUGUAGAGAAAUGGGAACUCAGUGUGAGAAUAAGGCUCUUAUCAGGAAUUCUGAACACCGAAGUCAUCUUUGUUGCCACCUUCAGCUGCCUCUCUCUCUUUCUCCUCUUCAUUGCCAUCUUCUUCAUCUACAGAUGCACUCAGCACGAUUCAUCACAUGAAGAAUCCACCAAGAGAACCAGCCAUUCCAAAUGUCCCAAGCAGGGAGCUGCAGGUGUAUCCAAACUGGAAAGAAUAUCUGAAUCGCCUGAAGAAUCCCAGGGAGUGACCUAUGCACAGCUAAACAUCAACGCACUGUCUGAGGCAGCUUCUGUCCCCACCGAGAAGCCCCCAGGGUCGUGUGACUACGCAACACUGAAGGUAUAG